GGAAAAUUUCCAGAAGCAAUCGUGAUUUCAUCGGAGUAACAUCUUUUCUUUGCACAUUUUACUCCGGAUUCAUACUUUCUUUGUUCCAGUUACCAUUACACAGCACUAACUGGAUAUUUUUCAUAAUUUAUUACUCGCCUCAUUAUUAUUCGUGCUGAUAUUGAUAUUGAAAACACUUGGGUCUUGUUUUGAUUUUCAUGUUUACAUCUGUAUUUUUGUUAUUGUGAUCAAAUCGGACUUCAUCAUCAGCAAGACAUCAUGUCUGAAAAGACUAAGUCAGAGAAAACGGCCUACUCCGAAGUGCCGCAGCAGCAAACUCUGACAAUGAAAUUGAGCAACAUUCCUGCUACUCCUCAGAAAGAGACGAUCGAGUCGGAAGAUGCAGAUGAUCGUGGCAACUGGUCGAACCAUCUAGAUUUUCUUCUCUCCUGUAUUGGAUACGCGGUCGGACUGGGAAAUGUCUGGCGAUUUCCUUAUCUUUGCUACUCCAACGGCGGAGGAGCAUUUUUGAUCCCUUACCUUGUUAUGUUGUGCCUGGCCGGUGUUCCGCUCUUUUUCCUCGAGUUGGCUUUCGGACAAUACUGUAGUAAAGGACCAAUCAGAGCCUGGAAUGCUGUCCCUCUUAUGCGAGGUGUCGGCUAUGGCAUGGUUGUGGUAUCCGCAAUCGUGGGCAUCUACUACAAUGUGAUCAUCACCUACUCGCUCUUCUACUUCUUCAAGUCUUUUGCGAGAGUCCUACCCUGGGAGGGGUGCCAUCACAGUUGGAAUACACCUUACUGUUCUCAACUCGUCCAGGAAUGCAUCGAGUCUGGCGGCAUCGUCAACGAGAACAACACCUGCGUCGCCAUCGGUAACCUGACAGUCGCCGAGCAGGAGAGCUACAACAUUACCUAUUCCGAUGAUGGAAACCUCACGGGUUAUAGCGACCCCCUCCAUGCGAGCCGCCAGAGCGCCUCCGCAGAAUUUUACAAGUAUGGCAUGUUGAACGAAUCUGGUGACAUCAGCGAACCUGGUAUGAUCAGCUGGCAGUUGACUCUGUGUCUUCUCUUCGCGUGGGCCCUCAUGUUCCUCUGCUUGGUGAAAGGUGUCAAGUCCUCUGGCAAGGUUGUAUACUUCACCGCUACCUUCCCAUACGUGGUCCUCUUCAUCCUUUUCAUCAGGGGUAUCACCCUGGAGGGUCAGAUCGAUGGUAUCAAGUUCUUCAUCACCCCGAAGUGGGAACUCCUCAAGAAUGCCAAAGUUUGGAAGGAUGCUGCCGUCCAGAUCUUCUACUCCUUGAGCGCAUCCUGGGGAGGACUUAUCACCCUUUCCUCCUACAACAAGUUCAAGAACAACUGCUUCCGUGAUGCCAUGAUUGUCCCCAUUGCCAACUGUGCCACCUCCGUCUUUGCCGGUUUUGUCAUCUUUUCGAUCCUUGGUCACAUGGCUCAUGUCCUGAACAAACCCGUCGGGAGUGUUGUCGAUGAACAAUUCGGUCUUGCCUUCAUUGCCUACCCCGAGGCUGUAACCCUCCUGCCAAUCUCUCCUCUCUGGGCCAUUCUUUUCUUCUUCAUGCUCAUCACUCUCGGUAUGGACAGCCAGUUCUGUAUCAUCGAGACCGUCACCACCGCCAUCCUUGAUGAGUUCCCAUCCCUCCGUAAGAGGAAGCACCUUAUCGUCUUCCUCUACUGCUUCAUCGGGUUCAUCUUCGGUCUCAGUUGUGUCACCCAGGCCGGUGGAUACUGGGUCAUCCUCAUGGACAAGUACGCCGCUGACUUCGCCCUUCUCAUCUUUGGUCUCUGUGAGUGCAUCGGAAUCGGCUGGAUCUACGGAGCCAGGAGGUUCAUGAACGACAUCAGGACCAUGCUCGGUGAUAAGAUCGUUGACCACCCACUCUUCAACUUCUGGCCUCUGACCUGGUGCUGUAUCACUCCUGGUGUACUUCUCUUUGUUCUUGGUUUCAACUGGGCUACCUGGACCUUCCCUACUGCUGGCGAAUACGAGUACCCUGCCUGGGCCCAUGUCAUCGGAUGGCUUAUGAUUUGUUCAUCUCUUAUCUGCAUCCCAGCUGUUUGGGCCAUCGAGUUCGUCCGUGCUGAUGGAGGAUUUGUUGAUAGGAUAAAAUACAUGGUAACUCCUCGACCAGAGUGGGGACCUCUUCACCUUGCCGACAGGCGUGAGGCCAUCGAGAUCCACAGGCAGAACGGUACUACCAUGGGGGGCGUUCUAGACCCUAGCCUACCUGAGAAGAACGAGAAGGACUUAGAAGGGGGUGUCGCCAUUCCCCUUCAUCAAAACGGAGUCGUACCCAUGCAGACCAUCGAUGUCAAUGCCUUGCAUCUAAACGGUGCUGUUGGUGGACCCGGAAGCACGGUAUAAGCAUCCUCGUGCCUUAGAUGUUGACUGUAUGUUGCCAUGGCUGCGGGCUUUGCGCCGAUGAUGCAGUCCAUGGUAGUUAGGGGAUGAAGGGGCGGUGAGAUGCUUCAGCCGGUUGAGACACUUCAAUGAUCAAGAACCUAUUGCCGAAUGGUAAAAUAACCAUUCUUGAAGUCUACAUGCAAGACUGCGCAGGCUUUCUGAAGUAGCCUCGUGGAAAUUCCGGCAAAUCCGUCCUCGUGAAAAUGUCUAAAGGUUAUCUGGAUGCCAUUAGCGUCUGAGAUCUUACGUACUCUUGAUACAGGGUUACAGUAUUUAGAAGAAUAAGAUAUUGUCCUUCCAAGGCAUCCAGUCAGUAGAAUCUAUCAAUUUUCAUGCAAGAAUGCUACACCUAUUGCCAUCUCCUGAACAUGAAAUAGUCUCCGUGAUACACGAAAUCUUUUGCGGAGAAGAUGCUAUUUUCGUUGUUAGUUAAAAUGUAUUGAAAUAUUUACUGAUGCUGUUUUAAGUACCAUCUUAUCAUGUAUGGUAAGCUCACAACUCACGAAAAAUGCCAUUUUGUAAACGUAAAACGUUUCUUAAAAGUUGCUUGUUAUAAUGAACAAAAAAAAGGAAAUCAAAUUUCAUUUUUAUGUUUACAAUUUGUAAUAUGCACUCUUGAAUGGUCUCGACAUCGUCAAAUAUUUUUUUUAAAGACGCAACUGCUCAAUGAAAUGUUGCGAAAUGACCUUAGCCCACAAUCAUUAAACUCCUAGCUGGCAUUAUUUAUUACUAUGAGAAGGUUGAUAUUGUAAGAAUGAAUCAUAUUACGUGGAAUAUAUUGUUAUGUACCGUGUUGUGCAAUAUUCCAUUAUCAGGUCGACUCAUCAAACGUGCUAUGAAUGUAACUAUAUCUAUUCAUUACGUAACUACUUACCAAAAAUCUAAUCAGUGAUAUUACUUUGUAAUUAUGCUAAUGAAAAUGGUAAUCAAUGUCAUUCUAUUUAUUUUGGGUCACCCGAAAUCAUUCUGUAUCUCGAAGCCUUCCAAUCCCCCCCCCCCCCAAUUAGCUGCACAUCGACUGCUGUAUUUAUGACUGUACAUAAUUAUUGAACAACCAUUCAAAUACACUUAGCAAUACCUUGUACAUAUUGUAACAUAGUCCAUGUAAAUAUUUAAAGUUAUUUUAUCUUCCAACAAGCACAAGGCCAUGUACAUUUCAAGUUUUAUAUUUGCUUGUAUAAUUGUUUUGUACUUUUUGUUUCUUUUUGGUGCAGAGCGGGUGAAUCGGUGAUGUGUUGGUUAAACAUCAGAUAAUUCAUACAAGUUCUUACCAUAUUUUUUUUAAGCUGAUGUGUGCUUAGUAUGUGUUAAAGCUUAAAAUGGAUCCAUACGACUGUAUUUAGUAAUUCAUUCAACGUGAAAUCAAAUGUUGGAUGCAUUCCGAAUUGAAAUGGUUUUGGGUUAUUUUAAAUUUAUGCAUUACGAGUAUUGGCUAAUUAGCAAACUGACAAUUAGAAUAAUAACAUGCACGACCUCAAUAUUAGAUUCUAGUAGCGAGACUUGAUCUCAUCAAGAUUAAAAACAAAACGAAAGGUGGGAAAACAUGCCCUAUUCAGAAGAAAUCUAUAGACUUAAUCAUCGCUCUCACCUAAUUGUUGAGUUGAUUGUUACGGUAUAUAUUAUCACUUGCCUAAUCAAUCAUAACUUCAUAAACCCGUAUAGGCAUCGAGUAAUUCUGUUUUAAUAACCAUAAAAACAGUACAAUCAAAACAUAUUACGAUUCUGCCACAAUAUCACAACAGUGUUAGUGGUGUGGGUGUGUGUACGUAUGGUGUGAAAUUAUUUAAGAACUACUUGCCUUCAUCCAAGACUAUGAAUACUUUUGAAAAAAAGCAAUGAAGUGUAUAUACUGCUUUUUUGCAGCUGUUAUAUAAAUGUUGAUAUGUAUAUUGCAUAAAUAAUAUUUAUUUACUUUUUGAAAUAAACAACUGAGCCAUAACUUAAUGCAUAUGUUAUUUGUUUGGGGGUAUGUUUUUAUGCACGUAAGCAAGUGUGUGAACCCUUCAUUUUACAUAGUUAUUCGUGGUGCCUGAUGAUGAGGUUACGAAUUGCGUAAGUUUCUCUAGAUCAUUCCAUGUACUAUAACCGGCAUUUCUAUUUAUAAUGAUAUGCCGUGGGAAGCAUGAAUUUCGAUUUUGUUAGGAGAUUAAAAUUGAAAGAAAAAAAAUCACUGUUGGGGGGGGGUAGAGCUUGAACAUAUUUUCGAUUUUUAUAAUAUAACGGCGAUUUUUAAAUUGGGAAUUAAAUAUUAUAAUCGAAAAGUAAGUGAGUUGAGAGGAUAGAGCGUGAAUAGUUUGAGCAUCUCGGUUAUGAUAAACAGUAAUUCUUUUCUUGGAAAUAAACGAAUUAACAAAUUUCAUGUUACUUCAAUACUCUGCUCUAAGACAUAUUUUAUGUCUGCACAAAGUACCAAACUUAGCAAAAUUUUGUAUCACUGUUUCAUGGGCGGUGCAGGGGUAUUUUGUGGAGGGGAUGGGGGCGAGACGACCUAGAAGGGACGUAACUUUGUUCAUACUUGAAACACAAAAUUAUGUCUGCACAAAAUACCUUAAACUUAGCAAAAUGUUGUAUCACUGUCUCCCUGCUCUUGUAUGAAAUAGUUCUGGAAUAUUUCCAUGAAUGAAUAGUGUAUGUUUGUGCGUAAUUUUGCAGAGUGUACAAGCUCGAUUAAAAUGUUGAAAUCAAAA
Messenger RNA from Lytechinus variegatus (green sea urchin), 5084 nucleotides. RefSeq names its product sodium- and chloride-dependent glycine transporter 1-like. The transcript has 7 exons. Bases 259 to 2358 code for a protein of 699 amino acids. Gene Ontology annotation, biological process: sodium ion transmembrane transport. The record is from RefSeq and is a predicted model, not a curated record. Gene Ontology annotation, cellular component: membrane. Lineage: Eukaryota; Metazoa; Echinodermata; Echinoidea; Temnopleuroida; Toxopneustidae.